GGGUGGAGGCAGCCGCGCCGAACCGAACCUCCCGCGGAAAGAAGGCAGCGCUCCGCCGAGCUCCGCGCCCCUCCGUGGGGCCAUGCAGUGCCCCUGCCCCCACGCUACGAGCGGCGACCCUCGCCCCGCCGCCGCACCCCGCGCAGCCUGAGCUCCUCGCGGGGGUUCCGCGCCCCUCCGCGUUGGGACGGGGUCGGAGGAGGCAGAGGCGGUACCGAAAAGCUCCGCGGCUCUGCGCGAUUUCCAUUCCCCCCAUCUGUCCCGGCCAUGGGGAAGGGGCUGGAGGGGACAGCGGCCCGCUGUGGGCUGGGACUGGGAUACCUGCUGCAGACCGUGGUGCUCCCCGCCCUGGCUGUCCUGGGAGCCAGCCGCCCCGGCUCCGCCGCACAAGAUGAUGACUUUUUCCAUGAACUUCCAGAAACUUUUCCAUCUGAUCCUCCAGAGCCACUGCCCCAUUUCCUUAUUGAACCCGAGGAGGCUUACAUUGUGAAGAACAAGCCUGUGAACCUGUACUGCAAAGCAAGCCCAGCCACACAGAUCUAUUUCAAGUGCAACAGUGAAUGGGUUCAUCAGAAAGACCAUGUGGUGGAUGAGAGAGUAGAUGAAACCUCUGGUCUGAUUGUCCGGGAGGUAAGCAUUGAGAUAUCUCGCCAGCAAGUUGAGGAACUUUUUGGACCUGAAGAUUACUGGUGCCAGUGUGUUGCCUGGAGCUCUGCAGGUACCACCAAGAGCCGGAAAGCCUAUGUCCGCAUCGCAUAUCUCCGGAAAACUUUUGAACAGGAGCCCUUGGGGAAAGAAGUGUCCCUGGAACAAGAGGUCCUGCUCCAGUGUCGUCCCCCUGAAGGCAUCCCAGUAGCUGAGGUGGAGUGGCUGAAGAAUGAAGAGGUGAUUGAUCCCGUGGAAGACAGAAACUUUUACAUCACCAUUGAUCACAACCUUAUCAUCAAGCAAGCCCGGCUGUCAGACACAGCCAAUUACACCUGUGUUGCCAAAAACAUUGUGGCCAAAAGGAAAAGCACCACAGCAACAGUGAUUGUCUAUGUGAAUGGAGGAUGGUCUACAUGGACUGAGUGGUCGGUGUGUAACAGCCGAUGUGGGAGAGGCUUCCAGAAGCGCACGAGGACCUGCACCAAUCCUGCCCCACUCAAUGGCGGUGCCUUCUGCGAGGGGCAGAGUGUCCAGAAAAUAGCUUGCACUACCCUUUGCCCAGUGGAUGGAAAGUGGACAUCCUGGAGCAAGUGGUCCACCUGCGGCACAGAGUGCACCCACUGGCGCCGGAGGGAGUGCACAGCGCCGGCACCGAAGAACGGGGGCAAGGACUGUGAGGGGCUGGUCCUGCAGUCUAAGAACUGCACUGAUGGGCUCUGCAUGCAGGGUUUCAUUUAUCCUAUUUCAACUGAACAGAGAACCCAGAAUGAAUAUGGAUUUUCUUCUGCUCCUGACUCGGAUGAUGUUGCUCUCUACGUUGGGAUCGUCAUCGCCGUCAUCGUCUGCUUGGCCGUGUCCCUCAUCGUCGCCCUCUUUGUCUAUCGCAAGAACCACCGUGACUUUGAGUCAGAUAUCAUCGACUCCUCGGCCCUAAAUGGGGGAUUUCAGCCUGUGAACAUCAAGGCUGCCAGGCAAGACCUCCUGGCGGUCCCACCAGACCUCACUUCUGCUGCAGCCAUGUACAGGGGUCCUGUUUAUGCCUUGCAUGACGUCUCUGAUAAAAUCCCAAUGACCAAUUCUCCAAUCCUGGACCCGCUGCCCAACCUGAAGAUCAAGGUUUACAACACCUCUGGUGCAGUCACCCCCCAGGAUGACCUCUCUGACUUCUCCUCCAAGCUGUCCCCGCAGAUCACCCAGUCUCUGCUGGAGAACGAGGCCCUGAAUGUGAAGAACCAGAGCCUGGCACGGCAAACAGACCCAUCCUGCACUGCAUUUGGGACCUUCAACUCUUUAGGAGGUCACCUAGUAAUUCCCAAUUCAGGAGUAAGCUUGCUGAUCCCAGCGGGGGCCGUUCCACAAGGGAGAGUCUAUGAAAUGUAUCUGACAGUUCACAGGAAGGAGAACAUGAGGCCACCUGUAGAAGACAGCCAAACCCUGCUGACACCAGUGGUGAGCUGUGGCCCUCCUGGAGCACUGCUGACCCGGCCUGUGAUUUUAACCAUGCACCACUGUGCAGAACCAAACACAGAGGACUGGCAGAUCCAGUUGAAGCACCAGGCUGCCCAGGGACUGUGGGAGGAUGUGGUGGUGGUCGGGGAGGAAAACUUCACCACUCCGUGCUAUAUCCAGCUGGAUCCAGAGGCCUGCCACAUCCUGACAGAAACCCUCAGCACGUAUGCCUUGGUGGGACAGUCAGUCACCAAAGCAGCAGCCAAACGUCUCAAACUGGCAAUUUUUGGACCCCUGUCCUGCUCUUCACUGGAGUACAGCAUCCGGGUCUACUGCCUCGAUGACACACAGGAUGCCCUUAAGGAGGUUCUCCAGCUUGAGAGGCAGGUGGGGGGGCAGCUUUUGGAGGAACCCAAAGCUUUGCAUUUUAAGGGAAGCACCCACAACCUCCGCCUCUCCAUCCACGACAUUGCCCACUCUCUCUGGAAGAGCAAACUUCUGGCAAAAUACCAGGAGAUUCCCUUUUACCACAUUUGGAGUGGAUGCCAGAGGAACCUGCACUGCACCUUCACGCUGGAAAGGUUCAGCCUGAAUACCCUGGAGCUGGUGUGCAAACUCUGUGUGCGUCAGGUCGAAGGAGAAGGACAGAUCUUCCAGCUCAACUGCUCCAUCUCAGAGGAACCUACUGGGAUUGAGUAUCCUCCUAUAGACUCAGCAGGCACCAUCACCACCAUUGUAGGACCCAGUGCUUUCAGCAUCCCCCUCCCAAUAAGGCAGAAGCUGUGCAGCAGCCUGGAUGCCCCCCAGACAAGGGGCCAUGACUGGAGGAUGCUGGCCCACAAGCUGAAACUGGACAGGUACCUAAAUUAUUUUGCUACAAAAUCAAGUCCCACCGGGGUGAUCCUGGAUCUCUGGGAAGCCCAGAAUUUCCCUGAUGGCAACCUGAGCAUGCUGGCAGCAGUUCUGGAAGAAAUGGGAAGACAUGAAACCUUUGUUUCUUUGGCAGCAGAAGGAAAUUACUGAUACAGCCUUGGCGUGACCAGGAAGGACAGAUGCAGGGAGUGGUAAUGCCCUGUUAUUACAGAAUGAGAACUGAAAUGAAAACCCAGACCAAUGAGUUACACAAGAGACACUUCAGAGAAGAAAGCAAGCAAACAAACAAACAAACAAACAAAAACCAGCCCUGACCUUCACACUUGCUCUCCUUAUACAUUAUCACAGGAUUUAAGAGAAACCAUGCAAAGUUUACCUUGAAAAUAUAAAUCAACCUAAUGUUCCUCUCAGCUUGGCUGUACACUGCUUGGUACAGGAUUUUACAGUUUCCUAGGAAACGCUUUUUAUUGCUAUCCAGAUAUAUGGAUAAACUUUCUUAAAAAUCCCAGUUUCUAUGGAUGUUGUUUACAUCAAAUUCUGGGCAGGGGUAAGGAGACUGUCCAUGGCUCUUUAUAUUUUUUUGUUUAAAGCCAUUCUAGACGAAGCUAUGGACAGUUGGUUGUGGCUAUUUCAGAUUAUUG
This is a messenger RNA of Calypte anna (Anna's hummingbird), 3611 nucleotides long. It is a transcript of the gene UNC5C, whose product is annotated as unc-5 netrin receptor C. Bases 268 to 3120 code for a protein of 950 amino acids. Gene Ontology annotation, biological process: netrin-activated signaling pathway. The record is from RefSeq and is a predicted model, not a curated record. NCBI's taxonomy places the organism in Eukaryota, Metazoa, Chordata, Aves, Apodiformes, Trochilidae. Gene Ontology annotation, molecular function: protein binding; netrin receptor activity. Gene Ontology annotation, cellular component: membrane. The transcript has 17 exons.